UUGGUCAACCGUCGCGAAGAGUGGUUGCGCGUGAUAAGGCUCGCACGAUAGAAACGCGUGCCUCGUUUCGCGAUCGGUGCGUACGACUCCGAGACUCGCGCGUUCCUCGACCAUCGAGCUACCAACGACCAACGUGCGAAACGUGCAUCAACAGCAGCAGCAGCAGCAGCAGCAGGAUUCUCGCGACUCGGAAAUGCGUGCCUCUAAUCGCGACAGUGACGUGGUGAUUGGUUCGCCGUUGCGUUGUCGGCUUGACACACCGUCGACCCGACAGCGGCCAUGACGGCGGACAGCCUGUUCGAGACUACCAGCAUCCCAGGGCAUCUCGCUCCCACGCCCCAGAGACUGGAGAGGCUUCUCUCGAAACAGACCCUCGAGGAGCUAUACGAGGUCGAGGAACAACCUUUCGCACGAGGCAAAUACGCGACGGUGAGGAGAUGUCGGGAGAGAUCCAGCGGAAGACAAUGGGCGGCCAAGUUUCUGAGGAAGAGGAGACGAGCGCAGGAAUUGAGGGCGGAAGCGCUGCACGAAGUCGCGGUGCUGGAUGCCGCGGCGAAUUGCUGCCGCCUGGUGUCCCUGCAUCAGGUGUUCGAAACGAACACGGAGAUGGUGCUGGUAUUGGAAUUGGCUCCCGGUGGUGAGUUGCAAAUGAUACUGGACAGAGACGGUGAAGAGCGACAGGUUGCCAGAUUGCUGAAACAAAUUUUGGACGGCAUAGCCUUCCUGCAUUCCCUGAACGUGGCCCAUCUCGAUAUCAAGCCUCAAAAUCUGGUCCUGACCGGCGAGUUUCCGGACUGCGACGUCAAGCUUUGCGACUUUGGUAUCUCGCGGUACAUCAGCCAUGGCGCCGACAUACGGGAGAUUCUGGGCACGCCCGAUUACGUUGCUCCAGAGGUGUUGAACUACGAGCCUAUCAGCCUGGCGACGGACAUGUGGUCCAUCGGAGUUUUGCUGUACGUGCUGCUAACGGGAUGUUCCCCGUUCGGAGGUGACACGAAGCAGGAAACGUUCUGCAACAUUAGCCGAUGUCGCCUAGAUUUCCCCGACGAUCUGUUCGAGGACGUGUCCGAAGAGGCUCGCGAUCUCAUGCGCAAGCUGAUGGUCAAGGAUCCAAACGAACGCUUGACCGUCACGGAAUGCCUGCAACAUCCAUGGUUCUGCAUGUUCGACGAUCCUCAGCCAUCGUUGUCCGUGUCCAGUUGCACGGCGUUGGACAAAUCCUCGCUCGCAGACACGUCGUCGUCCUCGUCCUCGUCCUCGUCCUCCUCCUCGUCGUCCUCGUCGUCCUCGUCGUCCUCGUCGCCCUCGUCGGAAACGAAAUCGUUUUCGAAAUCCAACGCGAACGCGGAACAUCAGACGUCCGUGUCCUCCACUCCGAAGAACGACUCGGAGAAGCAGAGAUCGUUGAGCGUUUGUCAAGGGGUGGAAACGAAACCUACGGCGAACCGAGCGGUCUCUUCGCACACGGAGAAUCUCUACUCCAAGUCGAAGCUGUCGCCCAAACCUGCCAGAUUCGGUCUGAGCUCGGAUCGCAGGGACACCUUCAAACGGAACAUGGAUUCUUUGGCGCAGAAAUUUUCCGGGGCGGAAAUCGUGAUAAUCGAGCCAGUCUCGUCCACGGGUACCACGACGGUUUCCACGAACGUGACGAGUAGUACGCAGAGGAGGGCGACUGCCACGCACACGAUGCCGGCCGGAGAGGUAUUCAAAUGUACACCGGUGUUCAUCCUCGGCGAGGAACAGCAGUGCAGCGACAGCGGCAGCGACUCCGUCUCCGAGAUCUCGACCGAUAGCUCGAGCGAUCGAAGCAGCAUCUACUCGGACGAUUCGUUGGACUUUAUCCUGUACGGAAAGGGCCAGGGUAGAGCCAGUUUUCCGUUCUCGACGUCGGAUUCGUCGUCCGACAGAUGGGAACAGAGGCAUCACACGAGAGUAUGGCCGAGAGAGUGUAACGGCGUGGUGAGCAAGGCUCUGAGCCGUUUCACGUCGGAAACCACGAACGCCAAGUUCGGCAAGGCGUUCACGCCACCCACCGUUCACGGGAAGUCCGGUCUGGAAGCGCUUCGCGAGAGGGGCGGAAACUUGGUGGUGAUCCGCGAACCCGUCAGAGCCGGCAGGUACACCAGAUACAGCGAAGUGCAGUGCGAAUCGGUGCAAGCACGGAUUCGACGAUUUCAGGUUCACGGAGCGUCGUAGACGCGAGAGCGCGAACGGCUUUCUCGAGCAGCUUCGAAGAACCGGGAUCCAUCGGGAUCUAUUGUACAUAUUACCUCGCGAUGUACAGUAUACGUAGUUCGAUACCGUAAGCUUUACGAGGGAUCGGUAUCCGAUCGAACGUUAUCGGGGGUGAGAAAGGUAGACCAGAUAUACCCGGCUGUAAAACGGAUGUAAAUAAGUUGUUCCGAAGGGCGGUAGAUAGGGAAGAAGGGGGGAAAAAGAAGAACCUGGUUUGGAUACCGAUCGUUCGUGACGCGCGUUGUAAAUAAAUUCGGACGACCGAGAUUCUGCGAGAGCGAAAAACGACGGUCAUAUCCGGACCUCGCUACUCGCGCGUCGAGCUUCAAGGGUUUUAUAGUACGUAACGGAAGAACGGAAGGGGAGACACUUUGUCGAUCGUUGUACAUAGAAACGAUCGGAUAUACCGAUCGAUCGACCGACCGACCGUCUUUUCGAACUUGGAAGAGGAGGAGAACGCGUACCGGGGCGCGUUCGAUGCAUCGAGUUGCUCGCGAAACGAAAGUCCGUGCACCGUCGAGCGUAGAAGAUUGGAUCGUCUCGUUUCGUUUCGUUUCGUUUCGUCUCGUCCCAUUUCGCCUCGCCUUGUCUCGACUCGACGGGUGUACCGCGUGGGGCCGGAGCUCGCGAUCGUUGCGUAACCGGUAAAUGUCAGGCAUAUGUCAGACUCGGUUCGGAAUCGUAGAGAGCAGAGCAGCGAACGUAGGUAACGAACGAUGCAUGGAAAGUGGCGCGCGAGCAACUCGAUGCUGAUCGGCGAGUUUGCCCAACCUAGCCAUAAUAUUAUCGAUCGCGGCAUGGAUCGUCGCGAUAGCGGUAACUCGUAUUUACCUGUGUAAGGUCCGUUCGCCGGAUCUCGCGAAAAAUCGAUAAUCCGAUAAUCUGGGUGCCUUAACCGUGUUAAAAGCGUUAAAAAACGAUUAAGAGAAAAGCGCGUCGCAUAGUCGCGUAUCGGUCUUUUACGUCGUACGACGCGAUCGAACCGUACGCCUGCCUGUAAAUAUACAUGUACACGUAUGCACGUAUACGCGCGAUGCGACGAAGAAUCUCGCGUGUAUCGACGCUGAAGCGUGAAAGUACACGGCGGUACACGAGUGAAUCGUACUUUCGUUUGUCCCCGCGGAAAUACGUAUAAUGGGGUUCGUUACGCCAGCAGGGAAAAAUCUGAGCGCGUGCACGACGGAAGUGCGUGGUGAGAGAACGAAUCGAUGCUUCCAAGAAGAGUCGGGUGAACGAGCAAGGAAAUCUCUCUGGUCUGAACAGUGCCUUACACGUUGUUAGUCGUACGGACGAUUUAACCAAUCGCGCCGACGAUCGAUCGAAAUUGAGAGCCUAGACUAGCUUUAGGCGUCUCCAAUUCUUCUCGUUGGAUCGAUAGCGUCUCUCGGGGAGAGAUCCGUUCGAUGCAUCGCAUCCUCUCGACGCGCUGGAUAUCGCGCCACACCACCACCGAAAGGAUCUCCGUCUUUCAUACACCUUUUUCCUAUUCCCUUCUCCCACCAUGCAUCCACGUAGGAUCUAUCGCGGAGCAAACUGCCGUUAGUACUAAAUCAAUCCUAUUUCUCUCUCUCUCUCUCUCUCUCUCUCUCUCUCCCUCUCUCUUUCUUUUCCUCUUUUUCCUUUUCUCUCUUUCUCUCUCUCUCUCUUUCUCUUUCUUUGUUAGUCGUCGAAUAAAUCGUAGCCGAGUGUUUCGUUGGCCGCGAACGAAACGAUCGAGAGAAUAUCGCGCCGUUCGUCUAGCUAGAUGUCGCGACGUUUCCGCGCGACGGCGAAAACGAAAGGCGCUGAUAUCGAAGCGUAUACAAUACGUAUGGACGUAGUAGCCCAAGUCCGAGGGCGAACGCUGAAAAAUCUCGUGGAGCGUGAACUUCCGUGGUCGAAGGGAACGCUCCGUAAAUGCUAGUCACGUGUAGUAGUUGCUCGUUCUCUUGUUCGAACUCGUUCGUUUCCCUUUGAAAUCGCGGCGAGAUUCGAGCGAAAGAAGAAAAAGUGCCUUGUUUAGGGAAACAGCGACGAGGAUGGAAGCGCGAGAGGAGAGAAUAUUCGAGUAGGAGAGACGAGCGCGCACGAUCGAAACGACGAAUAAACGAAGCAGCGGGGAUGCCUGGAGCGAAUCGGAUAUGCCGCGGUGAUGGAAGCGGCGCGACCGUCCGAGCAGCUUCGCUCGACGUUUAUUUCGUGGAAUCAAGCCUCGUAGAUCGAGGAAUCGUUAUCGAAUUUUUUGACUUUACGAAACGUUUUAUUACCGCGAGCGUUCGUCCUUCGAAAUGCAGAGACGCACACCGGGAUACGCGGACGCGCGACACGAGAAAGCGAGCGUGCGAGCGAGAUACACUCUCGUGGUCGCGAGAUGCGAGGAUGAAGCGAGAAGGAGUGGACGCGGGGCAUCGAGCGUGAGUGUGUCGCGUGAAUUCGUGAUUGCCUCUGAGAAAAUCAAAGAAAAUCAUAGAGACCUGUAAUAUAGUUUUGCUACCAUGGCAGAGAAGGGCGUGCACCCGAGCGAGCCGGUUUGCCAUUUCUCGAGGCCAAUCCGUCGUUAUUUAUUUCCGUCUACUUUCUGUCCGGUAUCGUAUUUAAUUAUUCGCGUGUCGCGUUAUAUUCUUCGCGUGGCGUUUAGUCCGAUCGUUGGCCCUCGCAGGAGGGCGUGCCGUAUCUCCCCCUUUACUCGGGCACGCCCUGUUC
This is a messenger RNA of Eufriesea mexicana, 4917 nucleotides long. Its product is annotated as serine/threonine-protein kinase 17B. Gene Ontology annotation, biological process: positive regulation of apoptotic process; intracellular signal transduction; protein phosphorylation. Lineage: Eukaryota; Metazoa; Arthropoda; Insecta; Hymenoptera; Apidae. The record is from RefSeq and is a predicted model, not a curated record. Gene Ontology annotation, cellular component: nucleus. Gene Ontology annotation, molecular function: ATP binding; protein serine/threonine kinase activity.